GGGGCUUAUUUGCAGAUGACAGAUUCAUUGAGACACAGCGACCUGCCAAGGUUGCCUGGCAAAGAGGCUAGGCCAGUCCAGUCCAGUGGUCGCGGGGCUGGUGUGGGCCACCGGAAGCUCCCCUCUCACCUUCUGGGUCCACCUGCCAGGAUCCUCAGGAGACCAUGAUUUGCACGGCGUGAUAAGCAGGGCUCAGAGGAUGGAGCUGAAUUUCAGGGGAUGCCACCUGGGGGCUGAGCCACACAGCAGCCCCAUCCCCUCCGCCCCCAGGGUCAAUAGCCUUGGAGCCCACGCCAUCUUUCCGAUGAGGCCCGCAGCACUGUCCUCUCCAGGGCACACAGCCCCGGAAGAGGAGAGGCCCAUCCUGGUGAAGCUGGAGGAUUCUGAGGAGGAGGAGGAGGCCACCCCAUGGGACCCUGGCCCAGAGGCUGCGUGCUGGUGUUUCUCGCACUUCCGCUACGAGGCAGCAGCAGGGCCCCGAGAGGCCCUGGCCCAGCUCCGGAAGCUGUGCCGCCAGUGGCUGCGGCCGGAGGCGCACUCCAAGGAGCAGAUGCUGGAGCUGCUGGUGCUGGAGCAGUUCCUGUGCGCGCUGCCCCCCAAGAUCCAGGCCCGAGUGCGAGUGCAGCGUCCAGGCAGCCCUGAGGAGGCUGUGGCCCUGGUUGAGAGGCUGCGCCAGGAGCCAGGACCCUGGAGAUGGGUCACAGUCCAGGUGCAGGGACAGGAGGUGCUAUCAGAGAAGGUGGAGCCCUUCGACUUCCAGUCCCUCCUGCACACCACACCUCAGACUACAGAACGUGGGCCUGAGACAACCCUGGGUGUCACGCAGAGGUCACUACCGAGCCUUCAGGUGGAAAAGGAGCCCGAGGUCACAGAGGACCCAGGUGAGGACAGACAAGAGUUUCUGGAUCCUGAGGCUCCCGUCAACCCCCAGGUGGCUGCUUCCACUCUCCUGCCUGAGGCCCAGGACUGUGGGAUGUCGCUGGACCAGGCCGCUGCCCCCAGCAGGACUGGGCCUGCAGGUCCCUCCCAGAGGGAGCACCCUGGGACUCUGUGGAAAGAGGAAGCUGGGGGCAUCCCCUCCCCAGGGUUUGCACACCAGAUGGACAGCGGCUCCGCUGGCCUGGGUACCGCGAGCCCCCACGGCCACAUCCCCUGUGACCGCAGAGUGGCCGGCCUCCCGGGCCAACGCCAGUCACCCUCCCAACAAGGUGGCUUCUUGCGUUUGCACAUGCUCCCGGGAGAUGAGCAGGAGCGCACAGACAAGGAUCCCCACCAGGGCACGGGCCACAUCAUGGCUACUGCCCACUGGCCAGACCCCAGGGGUCAGAGCCGGGGCCGAGGCUGUCCCAACAAGGGCGGCGGGACAGUGCGAGGUGGCCAAUGUGACGUGUGUAGGAAGGUGUUCAGCCAGCGCAGCAACCUGCUGCGGCACCAGAAGAUACACACGGGAGAGCGGCCGUUUGUGUGCGGCGAGUGUGGCCGCGGCUUCAGCCGCAGCUCGCACCUGCUGCGCCACCAGAUAACGCACGCGGAGGAGCGGCCGUUCACCUGCAGCGACUGCGGCCGGGGCUUUGUGCGAGCGCGCCUGGAGGAGCACAGGCGCAUGCACACGGGUGAGCAGCCCUUCCACUGCGGCGAGUGUGGCCAGAGCUUCCGGCAGCGCUCCAACCUGCUGCAGCACAGGCGCAUCCACGGAGACCCUCCCUGCGACCCUCCCGGCCGGGGCGCCAGGCCCCCCACGCCGCCCGGUGCGCCCGAGCCCCCAGGCCCCUUCCCGUGCAGUGAAUGCCGUGAGAGCUUCGCGCGGCGCACGGUGCUGCUGGAGCACCAGGCCGUGCACACCGGAGACAAGUCCUUCGGCUGCGCGGAGUGCGGGGAGCGCUUCGGCCGGCGCUCGGUGCUGCUGCAGCAUCGGAGAGUGCACAGCGGCGAGCGGCCCUUCGCCUGCCCCGAGUGCAGCCAGAGCUUCCGGCAGCGGUCCAACCUCACGCAGCACCAGCGCAUCCACACGGGCGAGCGGCCCUUUGCCUGCGCCGAGUGCGGCAAGGCCUUCCGCCAGCGGCCCACACUCACGCAGCACCUGCGGGUCCACACGGGGGAGAAGCCCUUCGCCUGCCCCGACUGCGGCCAACGCUUCAGCCAGCGGCUCAAGCUCACGCGCCACCAGCGGACGCACACGGGCGAGAAGCCCUACGCCUGCGACGAAUGCGGCCAGAGCUUCUCGCAGGCGUCCCGGCUCACGGAGCACCAGCGCACCCACACUGGCGAGCGGCCCUUCGCCUGCCCCGAGUGCGGCCAGAGCUUCCGGCAGCGCGCCAACCUCACGCAGCACCAGCGUAUCCACACGGGCGAGCGGCCCUUCGCCUGCCCCGAGUGCGGCAAGGCCUUCCGCCAGCGGCCCACGCUCACGCAGCACCUGCGCACCCACCGGCGCGACAAGCCCUUCUCCUGCCCCGAGUGCGGCCGGCGCUUCAGCCAGAGCACCAAGCUCAUCCAGCACCAGCGCGUCCACAGCGCAGAGUAGCCAGCACUCCCUGAGCCCGUGCCCACCUCGGCCCUCUGUGCCCACGUGGGGAGGGGACGACACACCUACCUCACAGGGUGGUGAGGCCUCCAUCGCACAGGUGCAAGCGGGCGGCCAGGACGGGCGCGUAGAUGCUCAAUAAACAGU
Messenger RNA from Eptesicus fuscus (big brown bat), 2671 nucleotides. RefSeq names its product myeloid zinc finger 1 (gene MZF1). The record is from RefSeq and is a predicted model, not a curated record. Lineage: Eukaryota; Metazoa; Chordata; Mammalia; Chiroptera; Vespertilionidae. Gene Ontology annotation, molecular function: DNA-binding transcription factor activity, RNA polymerase II-specific; RNA polymerase II cis-regulatory region sequence-specific DNA binding. Gene Ontology annotation, biological process: regulation of transcription by RNA polymerase II.